Messenger RNA from Scatophagus argus, 2794 nucleotides. It is a transcript of the gene b3gat2, whose product is annotated as beta-1,3-glucuronyltransferase 2 (glucuronosyltransferase S). Bases 541 to 1455 code for a protein of 304 amino acids. Gene Ontology annotation, molecular function: galactosylgalactosylxylosylprotein 3-beta-glucuronosyltransferase activity. The record is from RefSeq and is a predicted model, not a curated record. The transcript has 4 exons. Gene Ontology annotation, biological process: chondroitin sulfate proteoglycan biosynthetic process; carbohydrate metabolic process. Lineage: Eukaryota; Metazoa; Chordata; Actinopteri; Scatophagidae. Gene Ontology annotation, cellular component: Golgi membrane.
AGGUUCUCUCCUCUAUCCCAUCUCCCCUCCUCUGCUCUGCACCUGCUCCUCCCCUCCUGCCUUAUUAUCCUCAGACUCAGAGCAGCGGUCCGUCCUCGCCAAGUGAUGCUCCUUGGCGGCGCACAUCGGUGGGUUAUCGCCGCCCGCUGAAGGAAACACCGCUCCUUAUUUUUCUGGAAACACGCACUGAAGGACGACGGAACAUGGGAAUUUAACGGGGCUUUUAAGAGAGUGAGCUGGAGGAGGGCAGGACAGCGAAGAAGCACUCAAGUCCCAUCCGAGCGAAGGAGGAGGAGGAGAAGGGCUGGAGGGGGGGAACUCCGGGGAAACGGUCCCGCCGGGACGGGGGAACGCCGCGGAGGGUUUUGUGCUUUAGCUUCAUAGUUUGAAAUGAUGUCGACGUGUCUGUUUUUGUUGUUUGGCUGUGAAAGAUAAAACUGCCAGGAUUUAAAGGACGCGGUUCUCAGAGUUGCGCUCGGUGUAUUUCUGUUUGUGAUGGAGUGAGUGAAAGAGAGGGCGCACGGUAACUUCAGCCUCGUCAUGAAAUCAGUGUUUUUCAGUCGCUUCUUCAUCCUGCUGCCCUGGGUCCUUAUUGUCAUCAUCAUGAUCGACAUCGACACUAAAAGGACGAUCCGGGCUCCAGCAGCCGGUCGGACCGGCAGGGCGCAGCGGGCGGCCCGGACCGGCGCACCGGGGGCAGCCGGCACCCAGAACCAGUCCGCCCUGCCGGUUAUCUACGCCAUCACUCCCACUUACACCCGUCCGGUGCAGAAAGCGGAACUGACCCGUUUGGCAAACGCCUUCCGCCAGGUGCCCCGGUUCCACUGGAUCGUAGUGGAGGACUCGACGGCGCGCACGGAGCUGGUGGCGCGCUUCCUGGCACGGUGCGGCGUGCAAUACACACACCUGCAUGUAUUCACUCCCCGAAGGUUCAAGCGAGCCGGGAUGCCACGCGCCACCGAACAGAGGAAUGUGGCUCUCGCGUGGCUCCGGCAGCACCGGAGCAGCCGGGACACCGGGGUGGUUUUUUUCGCGGAUGACGACAACACGUACAGCUUGGAGCUGUUUGAAGAGAUGCGCAGUACUCGAGGUGUGUCUGUUUGGCCUGUGGGAUUUGUAGGAGGUAGAGCAUAUGAGCGCCCCCUGGUGUCCGGGGGUAAAGUUGUGGGCUGGUACACCGGCUGGAGACCGGACCGACCCUUUGCCACCGACAUGGCAGGCUUCGCAGUGAACCUCCAGGUGAUCCUGGCGAACCCACGGGCGCAGUUCAAGCGGCGCGGAUCCCAGCCGGGGAUGCAGGAGUCUGACUUCCUCAAGCAGAUCACAAAAGUCACCGAGUUGGAGCCCAAGGCCAACAACUGCACUCGGGUGCUUGUUUGGCACACUCGCACAGAGAAACCACACCUCGCAAAUGAGCCCAAGCAUCGGAAAGACACUGUGGUCAUCGAGGUGUGAAAGGAAGAGCUAAGCAGCAAAUUCAAAACCAGAAGCUGAUUGUGGCUGGCCAUGGCCUCUUGGCUGGGACUAACAACAGCACAAAGCUUUCUCUCCUUAUCAGGCUAAUACAAUCUGUUCACCACGGACACAGACUCUGAGGAGCUGCAUGAUUCAAGACUUUUGGCUGUCUGUCAAAUGUGCUUUGUGAGGACUGGACAGCACUGAAUAUGUUCGUUUUACAAACUGGGAUAAAGUGGAAUUCAUCUCCUCCAUCCAUGGCUUGCUGACGUAAACGAGUGAUGUAUAAAUGUAAAAAAAAAAAUAUGUUGCUGAAUUGAAAAGUGCCAUGUGAAUCAUUAAUGUCAUUUUUAAUAAUGAACACAUCAUUGUCAAAUUACCUGUGAUACCGUGAUAUUAUUACUAUACAAACAAGGCUAGUGGUCCAGAUAACUGCCUAUAUCUUAUCACAGUGGGUUGACACCAAUUUGUUGUCUGUGCAUUAAGUACAAAGUUCCUAUCAGGACGCUGUUAGCAUAUAGCUAGUUUAGCACAAAGACUAUUAAGAGCUAGCCUAUCCCUCUCUAGAAGAAUAUGCUUACUUGCGCAUAUUAACACACAUUAUCUCAUUCAUUUAACCCGUGAAUAAGCAGAAAACUGACCACUUCUUGUUUUAGGGGAAGUGACAUGGUGUAACUACUUAUUUGGAGCACAGCACAGCUGGACAUAGUGAGCUAGAAUGCUGUGUUAACUAGCUUUAGAGGUGUUCUUACAUGUAUUUUGAACUUCAAAGAGGGCCAAGUUAGUUGUUUUCUAGAGUUAUAGAGUGCAUUCGAAUCUGCUGAUACAAUAUGUGUCAUGAUACAGGGGUUGCAAUUCAGUACAUUGUGACAUUGUAAGCAGGGUGAUAUAUUGUUUCAUAGACUUGUGUUCUUGUGCUUACUUUUUCCUGACUUUGAGUGGAAGAGUCGAAAGGCUGAAGAUUAUAACAACACUGCUAUCUAGCAUUUGGAGGUUAAAACACAAAACAAACCACUGCCAAAACUCUUUGCAUGUAAAUUGUUAACAGUGUCUUUGAGAAUUGAUAUGGUAUCACAAUAGAAAAUACUGCGAUACUCAAAUGAAUCAAUAUUUUCUUACGCCCCUGCUGUUUUCACAAGCUAAGCUAGGCUAACCACAACUCAACCCGUUUUGUAAUUAACACACAUGGAUUUUCUUAUUUUAUUGGGGUUUUUUUCUCCCUUUUAGAAAGAAGGCAAGUAUUUCCCAAAAUACUGAAGUUUUUGUAAUUAUCAUAACGAUGAUAACCCAUUUACAUCUCUCACUGAGCAAAUUAAAAUGUCAAAAGGGAUUGCAUCAG